AUGGCGACAGCAGAUGUAAUCUAUAACCAGAGCGUGGUAGAGAGGGUGGUCAGCCUUCCUCUGGUCAGCUCCACGUACGGCCUCGUGUCCAGCGUGUACUCCACCACCAAAGACAACCACCCCUAUCUGAAAACUGUGUGCGAAGUGGCCGAGCAGGGAGUGCGAAGCAUCACCUCCGUGGCCCUCAACACCGCCUCCCCCAUCCUGGACAAGCUGGAACCGCAGAUUGCCAUUGCCAACGGUCUGGCCUGCAAAGGAUUGGAUAGGAUUGAGAAAACAUUGCCGAUUCUUCACCAGCCGUCUGAGCAGAUUGUGUCCACCGCUAAAGACGCAGUGACCAGUGCCAAGGAUGUAGUAACUGGAACUGUGUCCGGAGCCAAAGACUCUGUGUCGGACACUUUGAACACGGUGGUGGAGAGGACCAGGGGAGCAGUGCAUGAUGGGAUGGAGAAGACCAAGGCCGUGGUCAACGACAGCGUGAGCACAGUCCUGGAGAGCAGAAUGGCCAGACUCGUGACCAGUGGAGUGGACCAGGCCUUGAGCACGUCCGAGAAUCUGGUGGAGCAGUACCUCCCCCUGACGGCGGACGAGCUGGAACUGGAGGAUAAAACUGUGGAAGGAUUUGACAAGAAUGACCCCAGUUACUACGUCCGUCUCGGCUCAGUGUCGACCAAACUCAGAAAGCGCGUCUACACCAGAGCUGUGGCCAGAAUUCUGGACGGAAAACAACGUAGCCUGGAGUUUAUUUCAGCUCUGAACUCUACUGUUGAUGUGAUAGAACGUGGCAGAAAGAAUAUUGAUGGGGCCAACCAGAUGGUAAAGGACAAACUGGGAUCUAUGGCGUUGUGGAAGUCCGAUGGUCAAACGGAGCAGAUCCACAAGACAGAAGUAAUCGAAUCCCGGACGUUGACCAUGGCACGUUCUCUCACACACCAGCUCCAGACCACUUGCCAGGGCCUUGCAUCAGGUCUGCAGGGUCUUCCCAGCCACAUCCAGCAGGAGGCGCUCUCCCUCAGCCACUCAGCCUCUCAAGUCUACUCUAGCUUCAACAAGGCUCAAGCGUUAGGCGAUCUGUCGGACGGGGUGUUGUCGAACAGCAGGGUGCAGCUCGGGAAAAUGAAGGAUUCUCUCGACAACGUUAUGGACUAUUUGGUCAAUAACACGCCGCUCAAUUGGCUCGUCGGGCCGUUUUAUCCUCGCAUGGCUCCGGAAUACGAUGGGGCUUCGAAUUCAGGUUCAUCUCCACAGGUUGAGAUGGAACCCUUACAGUCAAAACACCACUAG
Messenger RNA from Knipowitschia caucasica, 1284 nucleotides. The record is from the annotation of a GenBank genome assembly. NCBI's taxonomy places the organism in Eukaryota, Metazoa, Chordata, Actinopteri, Gobiiformes, Gobiidae.